AGCACUAGUCGUCAUCUCAGUUCCUCCCCGGCGUACUUGUGCCCGGAAUGACGACGCCUCAUGCACAAAACUUUCCCCAAGAAUUGCUUCAUCGUAUCUUCUUGCAGCUCGACUAUGACUCGAAUGCCCGAAAUGCUCGAGUGUGCAAGGCAUGGACGGAUGGUGCCCUUAACGAGGUGUGGCGAGACUUGUACGAUUGGACAAGCGCUCUUGCCUCGUUGGCAGGUACGGUAUCAGACCCUAACACUCGGAAAAUGAGCUUUGCGCCUCCUCUGAGCAAGAGCAUCUGGGACCGUUUCCUCAGCAAUUCACACCGAGUUCGCUCCAUCGACGGGACGGCCUCACACAUACGUUGGUCUGAGGGGGCCAUGUUUGAGAUCAUGUCCACUCGACCUCUUUCCAUAUUAUUUCCGAAUCUUCAAUCCCUUCGAAUAGGCACCCGCACAGGUCCCCAAUUUGGAGCCCUCAUUAUGCACCACUCGAUUUCUGCACUCAAAAUCAAUAUACGCCACGGGUCUAAUACGGAAUGGGCGAAAGCACCUCCAAACUUUCAGGCUUCUCUGGAAGCUGGUGCAUUCCCGUCGUUGCAAUCCAUCACAUUCGGAGCUUCUCUGGCUCAUGCUCGGCAAUUUUUCACCACACCAAAUUUCCCAACAUCUUCUCUGAUUUCUAUCUUCCUAAACGUCCCUCUACCACACCAGAGGACACCUUCACACCUUCAAGAACAUCUCAACGCUCUAACGGAUUCAUGUCGUGGCCUGGAACGUCUCGAGCUCUACAUGACCGAGAUCGACAACCUUCGAAUGAGUAUACAGGACGCCCGAGAUUCUCCUAUAUACACGUUCGCGGACAUUUGCUCUAUUAUCCGCCUUCGCCACUUGAAAACGUUCACUAUUCGCUACGUCCAGCCUAUCGACAUCACGGACUACCAAAUCGAAUCUCUUGCGGCUGGUCUUCCGCAUUUGGAAGAGCUGGUGUUGAACGCAUACCCCAUGUUCACUCCCGAGUCCACCCUUACUCUGCGCGCCAUCAUCCAAUUCGCUCGCCACUGCCCCAGAAUCACUAAAUUGAGGCUGUACUUGCGCACGACCUCGAUCAAUAUCCCACCUUCUAUCGGCGAGCAUUUCCACCAUCUCGCCCAACUUUGCAUUGGGUACUCCACCAUCCGGUGUGACGUAGAGAACGUCAGCUGGCUCCUGUUCCCUUUACUUCCUAGAGGUUUCCAGGUGCUAUCCUCUCUGGACGAGGACUGCGAUGAAUACACCCACGUAUGGGAACCGGAGUGGUGGGAGACAAAAUCGAGGGAUAAGAUAAGGGAGGCGGGUCAAGGAAGACAAGGAGAAGUUUUUCGGGUCAAGAAUACGGUCUCUGGAGGAGGAGUUGAGGGUCGCGCAUGCACGGGUGGAAGAGCUGGAUCUCGGACUUUAGUGACUUUAGUUAUUCCAUCGAGGAUCACUCCUGUCGUUGUGAGAGGUAGGUUCCUAUCCACUCAUGGUACCAUCCUUGCCACCAACGUUGUCGUCAUCAGGUCGUUCCUCAUCCAUCUAGCCGCUGGUUCACGCCUGACAGCCCCCCAAUCCUCAUCCAACGACAACGCAGGAAACCUAGCCGGGAAAAACCAGUGGACCAGAAAAGAUUUCGACAGGGUCAAGCCCACCCAGGAUAACACAGACGGUUUCCUAGACCGUGUCGAGAACGCCAUCAACCAGCGCGAGAACGCCACGAACAAGCCAGACGGGGGUCCUAAGACUGUUACGCCUUCGAACACGAACACCGGGUCUGCGAAUGCACCGCAGAAGAAGUAG
Molecule: messenger RNA, 1805 nt
Organism: Stereum hirsutum FP-91666 SS1
Lineage: Eukaryota; Fungi; Basidiomycota; Agaricomycetes; Russulales; Stereaceae
Exons: 6
Coding region: 48-1805 (585 amino acids)
Molecular function (GO): protein binding
Source: RefSeq, a predicted model, not a curated record